Messenger RNA from Trifolium pratense (red clover), 1872 nucleotides. RefSeq names its product E3 ubiquitin-protein ligase At1g12760-like. Lineage: Eukaryota; Viridiplantae; Streptophyta; Magnoliopsida; Fabales; Fabaceae. The coding region runs from base 330 to 1514 and encodes 394 amino acids. The record is from RefSeq and is a predicted model, not a curated record. The transcript has 5 exons.
AACAAAAACACUAUUCAUGUCAUCACUCAUCAUCAUCACCAUUUCAAUUUCAAUCAAUUUCCAUUUCCAUUUCUUCCCCAAAUUCAUAUAGCUCUCUCUCUCUCUCUCUCUACUCAAUUCAAUUCAAAACCGUAAUACGGAGUAAUCAUUUAAUUAAUUACAGUAAUUAAUUAAUUAAUUAAUUAAUUGAUUCAACUCUUUCACUUCCACCUCCAAACAAUAAUUCACAUAUUCUUCGCUUCUUAUACAUUCAUGUUCUGAACUGAGUCAAUUACCGACUCACUGAGUCACCUCUUUCAAAUCGUCUUUCCAAAAUUCAAACCACCACCAUGUCAACGACGACACGCUCACCGAACCGUUCCACAGAAGACAUCGUCGAUUCAACUCCGUUUCUACCAAAUUCCAGCGGCUCCUCCGACGAAAUCAACUCCGGUCGUCGAAUUGUUCGUCGUCAGAGACUUCUCCAAGCGGCGAGAUUCCUCCGGCAAGCAAGCGGACGACGAAUGAUGCGAGAACCAUCAGUCGUUGUUCGAGAAACAGCUGCGGAGCAAUUGGAAGAAAGACAAAGCGAUUGGGCGUAUUCAAAACCUGUUGUGAUUCUUGAUAUCGUUUGGAACUUCGCUUUCGUUGUUGUGGCUGCAACUGCUUUGUUUCUGAGCAUGAAUGAAUCGCCGGAGAUGCCUUUAAGGCUGUGGAUUGCUGGUUACGUUCUGCAAUGUGUUCUUCAUAUGGUUUGUGUUUGUUUUGAGUAUAGAAGACGGAGAAGGUAUCAACGUUCUUCGUCUUCGAAUGCAGUAGCAGGUUCUGAUAGAAUUGGUGGUGCUAGCAGUGGGAACUUGAGUUCUGCUUCGAGAGAAGGUUCUCGUUCUGUUUCUGGUUCCAGUUAUGUUUCAUUGGCUCAAUUUGAUGAAGAGGGUACUAGUGUUGCAAAGCAUUUGGAAUCAGCUAAUACUAUGUUUUCAUUUAUUUGGUGGAUUAUUGGAUUCUACUGGGUAUCAGCUGGUGGUCAAGCUUUAUCCGAAGAUUCUCCUCAGCUUUACUGGUUAUGUAUUAUCUUUCUUGGUUUUGAUGUUUUCUUUGUCGUUUUCUGUGUUGCGCUGGCCUGUAUCAUUGGUAUCGCUGUUUGUUGUUGUCUUCCAUGUAUCAUUGCACUUCUUUAUGCUGUUGCAGACCAGGAAGGAGCAUCAAAGGAAGAUAUUGAGCAGUUGUCAAAAUUCAAAUUCCGAAGAGUUGAAAGUAAUGAGAAACAGACUGAUAAUAUUCAAGAACCUGCUGGAGGUAUAAUGACUGAAUGCCGGGCUGAUUCACCUAUUGAACAUGUUCUUGCUGAGGAGGAUGCGGAAUGUUGCAUCUGUCUUUCUUCUUAUGAUGAUGGAGUUGAACUAAGAGAACUUCCUUGUGGUCACCAUUUUCACUGUGCCUGUGUGGAUAAAUGGCUGUAUAUUAAUGCGACAUGCCCCCUUUGCAAGUAUAACAUCUUGAAAAGUAGUAACUUCGGUCCAGAGGAAGUGUAGAUGAUCUCGGAAAUGUUUCUAUUUGCCAUUUUGAGGAAUCUGCAUACUCUUUGAUCAUGUAUAAUGGGCGCCACAUGUCAAUACACUUCAAUACAGGCCUAUACAGUCGCGGUUGCUGCUGCUUUGUGCUGUAAUCAUGUAGUGAUAGUUGUUUUUUUAUUCGUAAUCAUUGUGGCUUUUGACUGGUUGUGUAUAUGAGUAUAUCUAUGGUGCUCAGCGCAUUCCGGCUAUAAUUUUCGUAAGAGCCAAUUUGGUUGUCAUUUUUAUAUUUGAUUUUUAUCAUCGCGUUUAUUAUCGUUGUACAUGAGUACAUGAAACCUAUAAUGUAAGUCUAAGCCAUUGUAAUUUUAUAAUGGUC